Zootoca vivipara (common lizard) is the source of this 1286-nucleotide messenger RNA. It is a transcript of the gene SNCA, whose product is annotated as synuclein alpha. Gene Ontology annotation, molecular function: cuprous ion binding. Gene Ontology annotation, biological process: synapse organization; synaptic vesicle endocytosis; regulation of dopamine secretion. Lineage: Eukaryota; Metazoa; Chordata; Lepidosauria; Squamata; Lacertidae. Gene Ontology annotation, cellular component: neuronal cell body; cytoplasm; axon terminus. The record is from RefSeq and is a predicted model, not a curated record.
UGGAACUGGAGGACAGGAUAUCUCGCCCCCCCGGUCCUUUCCCUCCAACUCCUUCCAGCUUUGCGGAACUGGAACCACCUGGGUACCACUAGACGCGGCUGCACUCUUCUCUCCCUGUAUCCUUCAGCAGCCAUGUACUGAACAGAGCAUCCUUCGGAACUCUCCCUUUUUUUGGUCGCUCUCGCUCUUUCUUGUCGUCCCUUUACGCUUUAAACUCAACAGUUCUAGAGAAGUACCGAGGCAAGGAGCAAGAGGGGCUGGAUAUUGACAGUCUUUAGCCAUGGAUGUAUUCAUGAAAGGAUUUAACAGAGCCAAGGAAGGAGUUGUGGCGGCAGCAGAGAAGACCAAGCAGGGCAUGGCAGAAGCAGCAGGGAAAACGAAAGAAGGAGUUCUCUAUGUAGGUUCGAAGACCAGGGACGGAGUUGUUCAUGGGGUGACAACAGUGGCAGAGAAAACUAAAGAGGGAGUGUCAAACGUGGGAGGAGCUGUAGUGACUGGCGUCACAGCCGUGGCACAAAAGACGGUGGAAGGUGCCGGAAAUAUUGCUGCUGCCACUGGCUUUGGCAAGAAGGACCAGUUGGCCAAACAGAAUGAAGAAGGCCUCCCGCAGGAAGGAAUGAUGGAUAACACAGACAUGCCAGCGGACCCAGAAAACGAGGCCUACGAAAUGCCUCCUGAGGAAGAAUACCAGGAUUAUGAACCCGAGGCUUGAAUUCAACUCUCUUCCUUCUGUUAGCUUCUGGCAAAGACAUCCUGUCCUGUACAAGUGCUGAGUUCCAAUGUGCCCAGUCGUGAACUACUUUUUAUAGUUUGUACAGUGUCUUUUGAAGUCUUCCAUCAGCAAUGAUCGGAGCAUCUGUAACUGCGUCCAGUUUUCGUUUCAGCGUCCGACCUCCCUCUGAAACGAAGGUCUGGGUCUCAGAGCCAUUGUUGUUGUCUGGAUAUUGUGGCUUCAAGUUCUAAAAAGUCCGAAAGCAGUUUUUUUAAAAAAAUAAAAUAAAAAACACCUAAGUGUCUACUCCUUCUUUCUAAUGCUGUACAUGUUUUGUUGAGAGAUUGUCGGUAAUUUGGUAUUGUUAAACACAAGGUUUUUUUAAACUGUUACCUAUGAUCUUUCUUUUUCUGUCAAAGGAUAACAUUAUUGUGAAAGUUGUUAAUAUAUUUCUAUACAUAUAUACAUAUAUAUAAAGUAAUUGAGCAUGAACUAUGCACCUAUAAAUAUUUACUGUGGGAUCUUACUUGUUUUGUGAAACGUUUUACUAAUUUGCAAUUGUAAAUAACAGUGU